Messenger RNA from Heteronotia binoei (common prickly gecko), 2831 nucleotides. It is a transcript of the gene NFKB2, whose product is annotated as nuclear factor kappa B subunit 2. The transcript is spliced from 22 exons. Bases 69 to 2831 code for a protein of 920 amino acids. The record is from RefSeq and is a predicted model, not a curated record. Gene Ontology annotation, cellular component: cytoplasm. Gene Ontology annotation, biological process: non-canonical NF-kappaB signal transduction; innate immune response; regulation of transcription by RNA polymerase II. Gene Ontology annotation, molecular function: protein binding; DNA-binding transcription factor activity, RNA polymerase II-specific; RNA polymerase II cis-regulatory region sequence-specific DNA binding. Lineage: Eukaryota; Metazoa; Chordata; Lepidosauria; Squamata; Gekkonidae.
GCCGGGGCUUCCCGGGACUUUCCAGGCGCCGCUUCCGCCUCCGAGGACCCCGGACGGCUCAGCCCGCCAUGGAGUGCGAGGCCUUCCCGCAGGGCUUCGGUGGAAUUGACUACGAUGACUUCCAUUUUGGCCCUCAUAUGAUGGACCAGAAAGAGCUGCUGAUGGACACAGUUGAAGGCCCGUUUCUCACUGUUAUAGAGCAGCCAAAACAGCGAGGCUUCAGAUUCCGAUACGGCUGCGAAGGCCCAUCGCAUGGUGGAUUGCCAGGAGCCUCUAGUGAGAAGGGGCACAAGACCUACCCGACGGUCCGAAUCUCUAAUUACGUUGGGCAGGCGAAGAUCGAAGUGGACCUGGUGACUCACACGGACCCUCCGCAGGUGCACGCCCACAGCCUGGUGGGCAAGCAGUGCAAUGAAGCGGGGAACUGCGUGGUGAUGGUGGGCCCCAAGGACAUGACUGCGCAAUUCAAUAACCUGGGUGUGCUUCACGUGACAAAGAAAAACAUGCUGGAGAUCAUCAAGGAAAAACUGAAUAAGCAGAAGAUGCGCACCAGGCUGCAGCCUCUGACAGAAUCGGAGCUGGAGGCCACUGAGCAUGAGGCCAAGGAGCUGAAGAAGUCGAUGGACCUGAGCAUUGUCCGCCUGCGCUUCAGCGCCUACCUGCGCGACAGCAGCGGAGACUUUACUCUCGCCUUGAAGCCAGUAAUCUCGGACCCCAUUCACGACAGCAAGUCCCCAGGAGCCUCCAACCUGAAGAUCUCCCGGAUGGACAAGACGGCUGGCUCUGUGCGGGGGGGAGAUGAAGUUUACCUGCUGUGUGACAAAGUCCAGAAAGAUGAUAUUGAGGUGCGGUUUUAUGAAGAUGAUGAGAAUGGCUGGCAGGCGUUUGGGGAUUUCUCCCCCACAGACGUCCACAAACAGUAUGCCAUCGUCUUCCGCACCCCGCCUUACCACAAGAGCAAGAUCGACCGCCCAGUCACCGUCUUCCUGCAGCUGAAGCGCAAACGAGGGGGCGACGUGAGCGAUUCCAAGCAAUUCACCUACUACCCGGUGGUGGAAGACAAAGAAGAAGUGGAGAGGAAGCGGAAGAAGACCCUGCCCCAGUUCCCGCAGCACUUUGGGGGUGGGGCCCCCAUGGGAGGAGCUGGCGGUGGCAUGGGGGGCUAUGGCUCUGGAGGAGCUGGAAAUCCCUGGCACUCGUCUGGAUACAACCCUUACAACAGCAACAUCUCCCUUUCUGGCACUCACCCCAUGGGCGGCAGCGGCUACCAGGGAGGAAGAGGCAUCCAGAUGCCGAGAACUGCCCAGCUGGAGGAGGCUGAGCGCCACCCCUCGGAAGACGGAGACCAGCACUGUGCGGAGGAAAAGGGCUACCUGGAGCUGCUGCAGCGCGCUCAGGGCUGCAGCGCAUGGAUGCUGCUGCUGGCUCGGCGCAGCGCCCAGGCACUCCUGGAUUACGCCGUCACUGCUGACCCGCGGAUGCUGCUGGCUGUGCAGAGGCACCUGGUGGCUUCCCAGGACGAGAACGGAGACACCCCUUUGCACUUGUCUGUCAUCCAUGAGCAGACGGCUGUGAUCGGGCAGCUGGUCCAGGUGGCCCUCAGCGUUCCCCAGCAGCAGGUCAUCAACAUGGCCAACCACUUGCAGCAGACUCCUCUGCACUUGGCUGUGCUCACGCAGCAGCCCCGGGUGGCAAUCUACCUGCUGCAGGCGGGGGCGGACCCCUCCUUGCUGGACCGCUACGGGAACUCGGUGGUGCACCUGGCUGUGCAGGCGGGGGACCAGGAGAUGCUGCGGACCCUCCUCUGCCACCUGGGCCCCCACCUCCAGCUCCUCCUAGAGACACCCAACUAUUCUGGCCUUUUCCCCGCCCACCUGGCUGUGAAGGGCAAGAGCUUGGCCUGCCUGGAGCUGCUGGUGGAGAAGGGGGCGGACAUCAACGUGGCUGAGCGGCAGAGCGGACGGACCCCUUUGCACCUGGCAGUGGAGAUGGAUGACUUGAACCUGGCCUCCCACCUCUUGAAGAAGCUGGGGUCUGACGUGAACGGCCGCACCUCCGCCGGGAACACCCCUCUCCACUUAGCCGCGGGGAUGGGCUCUCCAGCCCUGACAAAGCUGCUCCUCAAAGCAGGGGCGGACCUGGAGUGUGAGAACGACGAGCCUGUCUCGGCCCCCUCUUCUGAUCCCAGCAGUGAUGCGGAAGUGGAAGAAGAGGGUGACUGGAGCAUGGAGCCGGGAGCGUUGGGUGUGGAGGUGGGCGAGCACCACAGAGGCUGCGAGAGCAAAGGGCCCCUGAAAAAGCAGGGCCGGGGUCACACCCCGCUGGACUUGACUCAGAGCCAGAAGGUGAAGGCCAUUUUGCGAGAGGCCUCGUUGUGGAGCCCCAGAAGGGAGCCAGACCCCCCUUCUCCAGGCCCAGGGAGCGUGCUGGCCCUGGACACUGGCAGCCUCCAGAUUCUAGAGCGGAUCCUGAACCGGGACUGCCCGGGGGCCGACUGGUGCGAGCUGGCCAAGAGACUGGGGCUCUGCAGCCUGGUGGAGACCUACAAGGGCACCGGUUCCCCCAGCAGGAGACUCCUGCAAAGCUACGAGCUGGCAGGGGGCAGCCUCCGAGGCCUGCUUGAGGCCCUGGACUCCAUGGGACUAGGCAAGGAAGGGAGGUUGCUGGGAAGACGGGAAACCUUGGUCCAGUUGCAGAGUGCAGAGCUCAAGGAAGACAGUGCUUACGGGAGCCAGUCUGUGGAGGAGGAGGAUCCCGCCCUCUCGCCUGCCCGGCUGAAGCCCACCCCCUCCUCUGUGGAGCCUCACAGCCAGAGGGAGCCGGUGCACUGA